UUGGCAGUUAUUUGUUCUUUCAAUGAAGAGCAAUACUAUCAUCUUUUUAUGCUCCCUCCAUUACAAACUUGGGAAAGAAAUGAAGAAGACGAUAGACUUGGUAAUGAGAACACAUCAAAAUGUAGUCUUACAAAAGCAUAGACAUGAGCUCAAGGAUCCCACAUGGAUUGAGCCAAAGAGUCAUAGACAAUUAGUGAAGACGAACUUGUGCGGUCUAUAUGUCAUGAGAUACAUGCUCAAUAUUAUCACAUUAGGCAGAACCGAAUUUACAAAAGAGAUGUUCGACAAUUCGGAUGCAUUUUCUGAAGUUAAAUUAAAGACAUCCGCACAAGACUGUCUUCUCUUACCAUUUCCCCUUCCAGACAUGCCCUUGCCAACUGACGUAGAGGCAGCCCAAGCAGGAUUAGAUUUCAUGACAAAAGUGCUUGCUGAUGGUGAACCAUAUGAUCUAGGUCUAGACUGCAUGGUACGAAAGUGA
Prosopis cineraria is the source of this 478-nucleotide messenger RNA. RefSeq lists its product as uncharacterized. The record is from RefSeq and is a predicted model, not a curated record. Lineage: Eukaryota; Viridiplantae; Streptophyta; Magnoliopsida; Fabales; Fabaceae. Bases 23 to 478 code for a protein of 151 amino acids. The transcript has 6 exons.